AUGCUUUGCAAAGUUUGUUGUAACACUCUUCAAUGGAUUAUAAACCCUCAAUCAAUCCUUCAUGUGAAGCAAGUAUGCACCAUUGAACAAUUCAAACACGAUAGCGGCUUUGGAAAUAUCUAUGUUCCAACUCAAGAGCAGACUCUUCUAGUGCCUGUCGAUCGACCUCUCCAUAUGUUCAGUCAUCAUCUCACUGCGGAGUCCUUUGAGCAGUCUGUCCGCAAUGGCUGUUCUGUCUGUGUUGGCAUGAACUCCCUCGAAAAGCUUCCAGAGGAUAACCCAAUGAUCGCCGAACUAGGUUUUCACUCCUUAUUCAAGCACCAGACAAUACGACUUUCCCCUCAUAGGGUGUCAUCCAGCAUCUCGUUGUAUAGCCGCAACCACAGUACGUCAUAUCAUACAACGCUUAAUGGAUGGAUUGGGCCACUCGACAACUUCAAUGUAAAUCUCAGUCCAUCCACUGGCGAUGAGACCACGUUCCGGCUCAUUGAGGCUUGGCUGAACACAUGCCUUGGAAGCCAUAAGGAAUGUGCCAAGGCAGGCAGGUUUGUUCCACCACGCCUUCUUCAAGUUGAUUCUGCCGGAAAUUUCCGGCUGGUCUUAAAAGACGAUGUCAAACACGGAGCUCGAUACGCCACAUUGACUCACUGUUAUGCUACCGACGAUAACACCACUCGACUGAUUCAUUCCACUUCUAAACAAUUUCUUUCCUCACAGCCUUUGUCAAUUUUACCAUCAUCAUACCGCGAUGCAUUCACGCUGGUUCAGCGAAUGGGUCUUCAAUACCUAUGGGUAGAUCGACUUUGUGUUCUUCAGGACAGCAAAUCCGAUUUGGCUGCGCAUGAGAACGCGAGGAAAGACAUUUACGUCAACAGCUUCCUUGGUAUUGGUGCGGCUGGCUCAAGCUCUCCAGCUUCUGGGCUGUUCUUUGAGAGAGACCCAGAUUGUAUUGUAGCUAACGACAACCAAUUCUAUACAGCCAACGAUGGAACAGUUAUCCCGCUUAGUGGGGAACCCCGGUUGCAGAGGAUCAACUUCCUUGAUGAGCCACUCUCUCGGAGUGCGAAUGCGUUAGAGGCGCGAUUUCUCACUCCGCGCAUGGUUCAUUUUGGGAGUAAAAUAGUCUUUUGGGAGUGCUAUGGUGCCAUCGCCGACGAGGUUCAUCCUCGCGCUAGACAUAUCAACACUGGUUCAGGUCGUGAGAGCGAGAUAGACCUCUUUGGGUCGGAUAUCAAGCCACUUCACGGUAUUCAGUAUCAGCCGUCGAUUAAUCCGAUCGCCCAGAUACUCUCGCAAUGGCGGACCAUUGUAGAGCAGUAUACCCAAUGUGGAAUGCACUCCCAAGAUGGAGGUGGUCGGCUCUUGGCGCAUGUGACCUCCAAAAUCAAGGGACUUCUCGAACAAAAAGGCGUACAGGAGGUGACCUAUCUCUCCGGGAUGUGGAAGAAUUCCUUCCCGGCUGAGUUACUCUGGCGCUCUACCUCAACUGCCACUCGUCGUGUCAGAGACAGCGCGCCAUCAUGGAGCUGGUUGUCUUUAGAGGCCCCAAUCAGUUAUCCAACGCUCAAUCUGGAGAAAGCAAAUGCUAGCCUGCUCUGCGAGGUGAUCAGCACUCCCUGUAACUCAGAUGGAACAAUAUGUAAUAUUGUGUUGAGCGGUAAAAUGGUGAUUGCGGCUGUCUCCCCUAAGACAGUCUUGCCCGUUUGCGCUGAGACUGAGACAAUUUUGGAGAUCAAAAUGCUGAAGAAUCCAGAUACCGGUGCAGGCAUCGCCGACGUGCAAGAUCGGGAGUUGAUACAUCAACUCCACUGGUCGGUCCACUUUGAUACGAAGGACGAUGUGGAUGUGGGCGAAGUAUUCGUGAUACCAAUCAGCACCGAGCCGGAACAAAGAGAGCGAUGGUGGCAUAUUCGGGGGUUGGCUUUACGCCAACUUGAUGAUGAUAAUUUUAUCCGAUAUGGUUAUUGUUCACUCUCAGCAGAUAGUGAAGAGCAAGCGCGUGCUCUUUUCAAGGAAGUUCCCAAUCGUGAGAUUACCAUCAUUUGA
Clonostachys byssicola is the source of this 2046-nucleotide messenger RNA. The record is from the annotation of a GenBank genome assembly. NCBI's taxonomy places the organism in Eukaryota, Fungi, Ascomycota, Sordariomycetes, Hypocreales, Bionectriaceae.